Molecule: messenger RNA, 1801 nt
Organism: Drosophila mojavensis
Lineage: Eukaryota; Metazoa; Arthropoda; Insecta; Diptera; Drosophilidae
Exons: 4
Coding region: 81-716 (211 amino acids)
Source: RefSeq, a predicted model, not a curated record
UUAAUGAAGAUAUAUAACAAGUCGAUAUGAAAACACAGAGUUGACAAGAUAAAAAGAGCGGCGCGAAUGAGAGCAAAAUCAUGUAUAAUUCUAUUGAAAUACCAGACUCCGACGAGGAUAUGUUGGAGCUAACAAUAGAUUUACCAAUAGAGUCCAGCGCUGCUGAAAUAAAUGAGCACACACCCAAAAAACAAAGAAAGAUUUCGGUUUCAAGUGCAGCUGAGACCAAUACAGCCACAACACCAGGAUCUACAUCAUCCGAAACAACUAACAGCUCUCCUCUAAACAGUAACAAAGACAGCAAUACAACGCAUCAAGUUCGCCAUAGGUCUCGAAAAGCACAACUUACAGUACGUAAUGGACUUGAAAAUGAAAUACAAUUCGAAACAAUACCGGUCGAUGAUGAAACUCCAGCAGCCCAAGAGCAACGGGUGAAGGAGAACGAAAGAGUGAGUACUCUCAUCGCGAAUAUGUUAAACACAGACGAGAUGGAAACGGUUAUGCAGCGAAUUGCCAACGAACGCGUGCGUUGCAAUUUCCUAUUGACUAGCUAUAACUUGCCUGACAUGCAUUUUUCACUAAGCACACCUCUCGAAAUGCUAAAGUUUCAGUUCCAGGAGCGACUCAAGCUUCGCAGGGAGCGCUUGAAUGCACCAAAUGCAACAAAACCAAUCGUAACAAACAAAAACAAGUCUGAACAGCUAGAGCAAACAUGAAUUAAGUGUAAAUAAUAAUAAGAAAAAAACUUGUAGCACUAGCACCGUUAACGUAAAUUAUAAUAAUAUAAAAAUGAAAUAAAAAAAAAAAAAUGAAUUAAACUUUAAGUAAUCCCAGUCGGCUAUAUUUUUCUUUUACUUGGCAAACAUGUGUCUUUCGUUAAUGUGUUUUCGCUUUAUGCGCAUGUCUCUCAAAAGUGCGUUUUAGUCAGACGCAUUCAGCAACCCAGCGUAGCCGUGAUCGUCUAGUGGUUAGGACCCCACGUUGUGGCCGUGGUAACCCAGGUUCGAAUCCUGGUCACGGCAAUGCUGCAAUACGCAUUGUCACGGAGUUGGGUUUUUUUUUUUUUUUUUUCAAAUUAAAAAAGUAAUCAUAUAUGUAGUUAAUUUGUUUUUUAUGAAGUAGGCUGCUUUUUUCAGGCAAAGGAAAAUAUUUUAUUACGCAUAACAUACUUUGGCUGCUUAUCAAAUUGUCUGCUAAAAAAAAUUACAAUGGAAUUUUUGUUUGCAUCGGAACUGUAUAACGAAUCAGAGUCGGACCAACCGGUAGAAUCCGAAGAAAACAGCUAUGACGAAGAUAUGAUAUACAUUGAUAAUACCAUAAAAAAUAUAAGUAGAAAUUUGCGCAAAGGAGAUUGGACAUAUUUAGGAAGACAUCCAGAGAUUUCAGAUACGUGCUAUAAUUCGCGUAAUUAUAAUGCAAGCCGUUAAACAGAAGCCCAAAAACAUUUUUAUAUUUGCCGCUGAUCUUUUUAGUAUAAAGAAACAAAAGCACUUGACAAAAUUGAUCAACAAACAACUGAAAUGGGUAAAUAAAUUGAUCCAUAAGGGCAACUGGACGUCUGUCGAUGGAGUCAUGUUGUUCUCUGAAAGCUCCGAUUGUCGUAUAAAAGAAGAAUGCCCAGACCGGGACCUACCAAUUGAGGCCAUUUUUGAAGUGAAAAAUAUGUGUCCGGAAAAUUUCAAACCCAGUUGCUGAAUUUAUUGAAAAAUAUUGUAAAUAGUGUAAAAUUAAACAAAUUUUUAAAAUGAUAAAAAACAAUAAAUAGAUAAUAAAGAAUGCGCGUCAGUUGCUCAAUUCUUAA